GCCGAUCAUGUCAUUUCGAUGAGGUGUUUCCCGCCGAUAAGUCAUAAAAAAUGGACCGGGGUAAGAAUUUACCGCCGAAGAACACAAAGUCAAAACCUCUCGGCUUUUCCGGAGAUUUUAUUGCUCUUGGACCAAAGCAAAGCAGAGCUGAAACGGUUGAUACAAAAAAAUCGGCAUCUUCUUCAGGAGGGCCGUCGAAACCAACACCGACUCCUCUUGCUUCACUGGGCCCCUCAGAUAAAAAACGUGAAGCAGUCACAACUCCAUUGUCAAGCUCAUCCCAGAUCCCAAGCAAGAAAUUGAAACCUGGUCUUACUAAUACAGGAGCAUUCACCGCUCUGGGAAGGCCUUCUUUGAAAAUAGUUGAUCCACCCAGUCCAAGUGCUGGUGGAAAUAGAUUAGAGCCAUGGGAAGAUGCUGCUAUUGAGGUUGAUGCAUCUGAUUUGUUGAAUGCAAUUGGAGAAGCUGAAAGUAAUGACGACGAAGAAAAAAUAGAAGCAAUUCUUUGUGGAUCAGUUAAGCAAUUGAAAACUUUUAGUUUGAACCAACGAAACAAAGUUGAGCCUGUUCUAGCAUUGGCCCUAGUCUAUUUGGCUAAAUGGCGAUCGCAUUACUUCAACACGGAAUUGAUUGUCGAAGCUUUGCUGGUCCUGUUGAAGCGGGAUGUUACGGCUAGCAUUGGCCCCUUCAAAGGACGAACAACUGCCGCGGCUGCAUCUCUGGCUUGCAAUUUGCUUCUAUCUGGCUUAGAAGAAUCAAUAGAAUGGCCGGAAUCUUUCUUGAAAGUUUUUGUGGAAGAUUCAGUAGGAGAACGUAUCUGGGUCGAUCGCGAAGAAUGUCAAGGAUUUGUUGAGAAUAUCCUGACGGCAUUCAAUACCAAAGUUCCUUCUAGGAACAUUCUGCAACAAGAUAGUAGCACUGCCAGUGGUCUUGGAUCUUCUGGGGCAGCUAAUUCUCCUAGUAUCAAUUCGCUUGGAGCCGUUGGUCUUGAAGAUGAGGCCAGUGUUGAUUCAGAUAACAGCCAAGGUGGACUGCUACGAGGUACAGCUCAGGUAGAUCAACAACAGGUGCGAGUUAUUCCACGUUUUAACCAUCUUAAAGACAUGGCAGAAGCGCUUGUCAUGGAAAUAGUAAACCAACAUUUAAGCAGACGGCAACAACCGGCGUCUGAUCUAACUACGAGGAACUUCCUGAAAUUCAUGGCUUCAACAGCUGGUCUACCAGCGGUGCGAGCGCAAGCUGCCCAGCGAUUAGAGAUGUGGCUCUCUAAUCAAAAACUUGUGAGACCAGCCACUGAUCUUUUGCUUUCAGUUUGCCUAAAUUGCAGCACUGAAGUUCAAACAGAUACGGAUGUUCUGAACGCUCUUCUUCGUUUGAGAUUAAAGAGUAAACCGCUGCUUCAGUCGUAUUUGACGUGUUUCAAAGAACUGGUUGAGCAACAAGCAGAACAACUUCCACUGAUUGUUCGAUUGUUGAUCUUUAACGAACUCUCUCCUUCUCGAGGACCCAAUAAUAUGGCUGUAUUAGCAGUUCUGGUCCAACCAUGGCCCGAUCGGGCCGCUACUAUUUUAGCGGACGUAUUUAUGGAACUGUUGCUCAACCGUGAUGACUACCUACGUGCUCUCAGAGCACUGUUGCGUGAAGUUGUGCGCGCCCUCCGCCACGAUUUACCUUUGGUAACCUUCUGCGCAGCUCUUCUUCAUGGAUGUAUGCAAGAGAGGCGCAAAGCUGCAGUAAGAGAAUUCGAGUUCAAGGAUCGCCUACUAAAUUCGUUGGCGGACUUGACCACAUUAUGCAUUUUCCUCACAAUUAGUCCCAGUGUGCGUGAAUCUGCAUCAAUGGUUGCUCGUGGAGAUUUAAGAGAAAUGGAGUUAUUUCGACAGUUUCAUGUCCAGGCAUCGGCUGUCCAACGUGAAUCGAUCAACUGGUUGCAAACGGCCAUUCCGUCAAUAUUUGAACCUAAUCGUGCUGACUAUAUUCACUGCCUUCGAAAGGUCUUGUUUAUGGAAACCACAGAGCACUAUUACAAUAAGGAUGGUUGGCCACCUGAAUCGGAAAGAGCUAUUAUGAUUCGACUGGCUUCCGAAAUACCUGUUAUGGAGGACACAUUGCUCCAAAUUCUAUUGAUCGGAUUGUCAAAAGAUCAUCCGUUGACCGCUCCGGAUACAUUGGAAUUGGCUGACCAGUUAUUAAGACGCUGUGCAGCUGUUCAUAACCAAGGUUUCUUGAUGCUUGAGGCAAAUAAUCAAGACAUUUUUGACAUGAUUCUUCGUCUUACUGCCUAUCACUAUCCGGAAAAUAUCGCCUUGCCACCGGGCUACACUCCGCCAAAUUUGGCCAUUAGUACGCUUUAUUGGAAGGCUUGGCUGAUGCUUUUGAUGCUCAUUGCACAUAAUCCUGGCAGCCUUGGAUCCGAGGCCUGGAACUCUUACCCAACGCUUCGUGCCUUAAUGGAAAUGUGUAUAACAAAUGAUUUCACUACCUCUUCUGGCUCUACGGAGCAGACAGAGCUGCAAAUGGCUGCUAUCGAAAAGCAAACCAUCCUGGAAUUCGAAACACAUUUGGCUGCGGCGUCUACCAAAACCGUUAUCACCGAGAAUAAUUCGUUGUUGCUCAGCCAAUUGACGUCGCUAGAUCCACGAGGCCCCACUCGUCGCCCGCCACCAGCGGUUAUUGAACAACUUCGAACUCUAAACACUACACUGCGAUUGGGUCAUCUCCUUUGUCGUAGUCGCCAACCGGACUUUUUGCUUGAAAUCCUUCAUAGGCAAGGAGCUGCGCAAUCCAAGCCUUGGUUGGCAGAAUUGGUCGAAUCCAACGAAGGCGCGUGGAAUGUUCUUCCUGUUCAGUGCCUUUGCGAAUUCCUGCUGCACGAAGCAGCUGAAGAUCUACCAACCAACGAUCUUGUAGAUGAUAGCAAGCAACAGCUGGGCAAACGCAAAGAACGUCGGCAUAAACAUCAACAGUUGGUGCAGCAUCUCAGGUUACUGUUAACUGAUCCGGAUCAACUCCCCGAAGCCUGCCGUGAAGUACUAGACUAUUUAAUGAGACGCUUGAGUGCUCAGAAAGCUCUUUCGCGUCAUCAAGCUCUUACCGCAUUGAGUGUGGUCUUGGCUGUUAAAGAAGAUGAUAUAAGCAUGAGCGAUGGGGUUUGUGCUACAGAAGGGGCGGGAGGCGAAUCCCAGUUCUCGUGGCUCGUUCAUCAUUUGCCAACUAUACCCCACUUUCAGGCCGUACGUCCUGCAGUGAUUGCCGCCCUACGCGCUGCCUUUCUGGUUGAAACGCAACCGCAAGCCGUAGCGGCGUACUUGAAAUUCUUAUCCACCUGCGCAUUGGAGGAACCAAUUCAGGAUCAAGCAGAUCUUAGUUUGGAUCUGGCGCAAGUAAUUGUAGAACGUAGCAGUUUAAUUGCAGCUCUUUUACCUUCGCCGUCAAAUAAGACACCGCAGGCUGCGAGAACGUUGGAAUGUUUGUUACAACUUUUUUGGCACUACCUCCUUAAAGCUCGAGAACCAAACAAAGGAGCGUAUACUUGGUCGGAGAAUCAAGAUCAAGUUUUAAUACAGUGGCAAACGGGCGAGGCCGCUUCACUUCACAUUCUGGUCGUCCACGCCAUGAUCAUCCUGUUGACUUAUGGAGCCCCUCAACUUGAACAACAUUCGAGCUGUUUCGAACGACUUUUAGAAAUUUGGUUUCCUGCCAGCGGUGUACAACCGCAGGCCUACUUAGUUGAAACAACUGAAGAAGCAUUUCUUUACCCCGACUGGCUUAAACUUCGUAUGAUUCGAUCACCGGUGGACGUUCUGGUAGAAACGGCUUUAAAAGAUCUGGAGCCGGCCCAGCUGAUUCUCUUCAUCCAAUCCUUUGGCAUCCCUGUAUCUUCGAUGUCGAAACUUCUGCAAACUCUCGAUAGAAUGGUGCACGAGAAUGCGUUUGCUUUCGUAGAGGUUGACAUGGACAAAGUCUACAUACAACAACUACUGCAGAUUCAAUGGGCGAGGGGAGCUCGAGGUGGAUUGCAUUUUGCUGACAUAAUGCAGUUAGUAGAUCCAGAAUCUCGCCCAGUUGUCGACAGCAAGGCUUUUAACCUGUCAUUGCGGCCUCCGUUGGAUAUUUCGUCAGUUUCUUCUAGCAUGAAUCUAACAUCGACUGGGUCAAUUGUAACUGUGGAUCACGCGUCAGCAGUUCUGCGCCAGCUGUUUGAUAUCAAAACAGUUAUUAGACUCAGCCAGCUGGAGAAAAACAAAGCCUAUCGAGUGUUAAGCAAUGCGUUAACUCUUGAAACGCGUGCCACCAGCCGGCCGUCAACAGAGGCUUGCGCUGUCGCUUUGGAUAAUCUCCUGAUGUCUGCUAGUGGAUCACGGAAUGAUUUUGAACUUUUGUUGGCAGCGCUAGAGCGUCAACCAGCCUUCUCUUGUGGCUUGCUCCGGCUUUUGACGUCAGCUGCCAACUCACCAACAGGAUGCCUGUUGCCGGUUGUUACGAAUAUUUGCCAAAAAAUAGCUCCAGUUAGCCCAGACGGACAUUCUUCAUUAAAAAGUAUCGCCCUUCAGUUUGUCAAGACUCGUGGAUUCUUACGAUCUGAAUCAACUCCGGCCGAUCUCAACACGCUUGAUCCAUCCUCGAAACGAUUGGAACGUCACUUGCAACAACUGGCCGCUCGUGCCUUGGAGACAAACGACACUCGUUCACUAGUGAAAAGCAUCGUCAGCAAUUUGAGCACAAAUGGAUCCAAGGAGAAGUCUGCAGGCCUUUUAGUCGAUUGGAUGGAAUUGUUAGAUCCUGAAAUUAUUACAGCCCAGCCUGAUCUCGAGACUCGUUUAUUGUUCGGAAAAACUUUGCAUCCGCCGUCCUGCCGCCCGUACGGUCUUGCGAUGCUAGUACAUCAGGCCAGUUGGGCCACACUACGCAAAUGCAUUCAUAAAUUGCUUAGCACCCGCGAUGGCGACAUGUUUGAACCGAAGGUUGUCCUGGAUUUUCUAUCGGCUCUGAUCAAAGUGCCCAAACUCUGGCAGGGUAGAGAUAAACACGUACCGAAACAUCAACAACCAGAAGAGCUGCUUAAUUUAAGUCAUCAACAGUUGUUCCGAUUAGCCGAGUACAUCAUGAGUGAAUUUGCUGGGCAGAGUUGCAAUGAGAACAAGAAACAUGCCCAGCACUUGCUUCAAGAACGGAGUCAAUUGCUCCUCUCCUGUUGCGGUGGCUCUUCGAAAGUGGAAGUGUUGUUGGCCCGUGAUGUGGCAAAUCUGGCGUGCAGCGCAGUGAAGAGUGAGCGGCAGAUAGCUGCUCAGCAAUUGUUGCUGCAGCUUUACGUUCGAGCUCCUCAUAUUAUAACGCGAUUACCCAAGACGUCGUUUGCCGAGUUUGAUGGCAACAAAACUUUGUUGUCAGCGGUGCCGUGCGCUAUUGAUUCGAUGGCGCUGACGCUCAUAUCGUCCCUUACGUCUCCGCAACCGGGUAAAGACGGCGCCAGAAAAAUGGCCGACUACGAGUCCGCUCUGCGCAAAAUGGCAGCCACUCAUCCACUUUUACUAUUGAGACAGUUCUCUUGCCUGGCGGCCGCCCUUCGAGGACGUUCUCACUUGGACGUGUUUGUUUUGCGUUCUCGGAAUUAUCUGAAUGUGUUUUCGUGCGUCCUUGGCAUCGCUCAGCAACUGAGCGCUAACCUGUUCACCCCCGACCAUCGCGAAGCCCUCGAGGACAUGCUGAACUCAUUCUGGUGCCUAUUUGGCAACCAACGCGCAGUGAAAGAGUCGAUUGGCCCAUUACUUCAGAAAUUCCUACAGUUUUUACUGGACUUCGUGGCGACAGCCCCUUUCGCCGCAUCGCACUGCCUGCAACAGCAUGUGCCUUUAUUGCACGAUCUCCAGGUGACCCAUCCGGAGAUGACGGCUAUAAAGGAACUCUUGUCGGCCUUAUCGCGUCCUCGGCCCACCGAUAACGAAGAGGACCGCCAGCCGACGAUGGUCCCAGCGCGCACCAGCAUCCGACUGGGCCCCAUUCUGGCCAGAUUGCGCCAAUCUGAUAAUUACGAAGAGGUGGUGGCUGUACUUCAAGACCUGGAGAACGUCUGCGGUCGAGUGGUUUGCGCUCCGCUAGAAGGAGCUAUUGCGGACCUGCGCCCACUCAUGUCGUCGUCCAACCAAACAGUCCGCAACAUGACGUACAUGCUCAUUUUACGCUACCUGAAGGAAAAUCCGAAUGCGUCCGCUGAUUUAUUACCGGAUUAUCUGGACUGUCUGGAUAAUCGGAAUGCCGCUGUCGUCACAACAGCCCUGGAACGCUUGCCCGAUUUCCUACUACUUUGUCAGGAAAACGGGGACGUCUUGAUUCAGAAAACGUUCAACCUCGCAGUCGAAAGUGGAUACAACACUCUAACCAACCUGAGUGAAGCGGUUAUGCUCCUGCAACAUCAAACGGGCACAUAAUAUUUGUAGUGAAACCGGUUACAAUUUAUGGAAAGAAAUUCAACGUCAUCAACGAUGUAUUUACACACAUUCCGCUAUACGUAGAACAUGGAUAAUGGGAAUUAAUCAAGAGAAGAUUUCUACGAAAUAACAUGAAGCGCACGUUGUUUUGAAAAAAA
Molecule: messenger RNA, 6586 nt
Organism: Daphnia carinata
Lineage: Eukaryota; Metazoa; Arthropoda; Branchiopoda; Diplostraca; Daphniidae
Gene: IntS1
Product: integrator complex subunit 1-like
Exons: 23
Coding region: 51-6428 (2125 amino acids)
Biological process (GO): U2 snRNA 3'-end processing
Cellular component (GO): integrator complex
Source: RefSeq, a predicted model, not a curated record